This is a messenger RNA of Pygocentrus nattereri (red-bellied piranha), 2820 nucleotides long. RefSeq names its product exocyst complex component 3-like 1 (gene exoc3l1). The transcript has 14 exons. The record is from RefSeq and is a predicted model, not a curated record. Bases 120 to 2462 code for a protein of 780 amino acids. Gene Ontology annotation, biological process: exocyst localization; exocytosis. Gene Ontology annotation, molecular function: SNARE binding. Gene Ontology annotation, cellular component: exocyst. Lineage: Eukaryota; Metazoa; Chordata; Actinopteri; Characiformes; Serrasalmidae.
AGUGGAGGAUGUGUCUGAGAGAGAGAGAGAGAGAGAGAGAAAGAGAGGAAGGCCGGCUGUAGUAGAGCAGCUCGGCGCCCGGGGCAGAGAAAACAACAGCUGAACCACAGAAGGCCUAAAUGUCCCACGGAGAAGAGAAUGGCCGUAAUGAAGAUGUCCUGGUCCCGGGUGAGGAGUGGCCGGAGCUGGAGCGGGCGGAGUGUUUGGCGCGGGGAGCUGCUCUCAAAUGGGCCUCAGGUGUGUUCUGUCGGCCGGAGAACCUGGAAAGGCUGGGACACUACAGGAAAAGGGAGAGUCAAAGAACCACAUCCAUCAAUUCCAGAUUAAAGUCAGUAGUGCAGUCCUACCUGGAGGGGGUGGACUGGGGUUUGGGGCAGCUGCGGGAGGCGCGUACUGAGCUGAGAGAGGCGUCUCACUCCAUGCACAAAGCCAGGCUGGAGUGCAGUCAGAAUGCUGAAGCCAUCGUCACCCUGGAGACGCUGAGGGAGAUAUCGACCAAUCACUGUCAACUCCUGGCUGCUGUUAGCAACCUGCCACGCCUCUACUCAGUGCGGAAUAUGGUGCUGGAGACGGAGCGCCUGGUGGAGUCGCGCAGGCUGCUGGAAGCCCAUGCCCGGCUCAUGGAACUGGAGCGCUGGCAGGACGAGGUGCUGCUGCAGCUCCGUGGAUGUGGGGGCGCGUCCAGGACCACCCUGAGCCCUGAAGAUGACAAGUUGGUGCAGAACUAUUUCUCUGGAGUGGGACGUUUGGUGGAGGCCCUGGCUAAAGAGCUGUGGGCAGUGGUGAGCAGUGGACUGACCCUGUCUCUCCAGAACCCCACCCCGUUUGUUUCGGCGGUGCGCAUCGUGGAGCGCGAGGAGGCUCUGGAUCAGAUCUUUCUGGAGGAGCGGCGCGGUGUGUCCGGAACGCACAGCAGGCCAAUGCCCCCUGGAAGGCCACGCUGCUGGAGAGAGCGCUUCUUCAAGGUGCUGGAGGAGACGGUUGCAGCACGUUUUCGCAGCGCUUCCUACCUGCACACUCGAGGCCCUGGACUGGCCGGACAUCUUUCUGCCCUUCAGCACAGCAUCAUGAGUGACCUGGCCACGGUGCGGAACCUUCUGGAGCAGUGUGUCCCUCCUCACUACCAGCUGACCAAGGCUUACCUGCACGCCUGCCACCGCUGCCUGCAGACCCACCUGAGCCAAAUCAUCGGCUGGGAGUUGCAGAGCGGAGAAAUCUUUGCUGUCCUUAACUGGGUCCUGCACAUCUACAACAGCUCAGAGAUGAUGGGUGACCCUGCCCUUUCUGCAUAUUUGGACCAGGACGAAUUGGGGCCAUUGAUAUCUCAAGAAGGUCUGGAGCAGCUGCAGAACAAAUAUGUUCAGAGUGUUCGGAAAAGCGUUUCAGAAUGGAUGCAGAAGGCACUCGAGGUGGAGCUGACAGACUGGCAGAGGGAUCAGGAACCUGAUAUUGAUCACGAAGGCUGCUACCACACAAGCCUCCCUACAAUCAUCACUCAGAUGUUGGAGGAGAAUGCACGUGUGGCUCUUAUGAUCAGCGAAAGUCUGCGGGACCAGACGAUCCAGAUGGGUCUUUAUGAGAUGGAGAACCUUCUCAGUAGAUUUCGAGAUGCCAUUGUCGAAUUUGGCAAGGAGCAUCGUAAGGAUCCAACAGCAAACAGCAAGUUCUACCUCCAUUACCUUCUGGCCUGCAUAAGCAACUGCAUCAUCCUCAAAAUGUCCACAGAGAGCCUGCAUCAGCAGGUUGGCUCUCGAGCAUCAGUGCGUUUUUCCCGGAUUCCCCCUGGGCCGCUGGCCGCACUGGACCGGGCUGUGAAGAAAGCCUGUCGACUGGUGAUGGAUCAGCUGCUGCUGGACCUGCUGCCCCACUUGCAGGAGCUCCUGUCUCGAACCUGGCUGGCCCAGGGAGACGUUAUCCCUAAGGUGUGCAUCGUUCUGGAGCACCACUAUGAGCUCUACAGUCGCGUGCGGUCACCCUGCCGCCAGCGGCUGCAGGAGGAGUCUCAGAGGCUGACGGUGGUGGAGUAUGUGCGAGCACUGAUGCAGAAGAAGCUGAUCUGCCGGAGCGAGGAGGAGAGGCAGCAGCUCGCCCAGCAGAUGGCCCAGGAUGCUCAGCAGCUGAGAGAGCAUUUCCAGAGCAUGGAGGUUGACAGCACCGUUAAUGAGAUGAACCCCACAGCUCUGAUCCCUGUGCUGGCAGAUUUAAUUAAACUCAAAGACCCUGGCCUGCUGACCCUCGAGGUUUCUGGACUCAUAGCCAAAUAUCCUGACAUCAGUGAGGAGCAUGUGUCUGUGCUGCUGGACGUAAGAGGGGACGUUCCCCGAGAUGUUCGUGGGACAGUGCUGUGUUUACUGGAACAGAGUUCCCCACCCUUGCCGCCAGGAUACCGUCCAAUCUUCCCCGACAUCCUCGUGCCUCCUUCCAGCAUGCCUUUCUGCCUGCCCACUGCCAAGUGCGCCUGAGGGGUUCUCUCUGUGGACUAGACUCACACACAGCAUCCUGUCCAGCCCAGCAAACAGGAUUCAUCAACGCCACUCUGGGCACAGGCUAAAUUUAGCAGUUUCCGUCUCUCUCGUACCUUCUGCCUGGUUGAAUGGUGAAAUAUUCCACAGUCCUGAUGAGGAGAGGCCGUAACACACAUGGCAUGAGACCAACUGUGGCCUGGACUGCUCUGCACUGACAGAACUGAUGUUUAAUUAAAUUGAUUCUUCAUCAUUUCCACAUAUAAAAUAUACACUCACCGGCCACUUUAUUAGGUAUGUUCAGUUGCUUGUUAGCACAAAUAGCUAAUCAGCCAAUCACACGGCCGCAGCUCAGUGC